AUGCCUGUGCGCGACGUGCGCACUAGAUGGAACUGUACGCACGCGAUGAUAGAGCGUGCUUUACUUCUCAGGAAGGCUAUCAAUGGCUGGGUCGCAGAACGUGAUGACCUUGAGUCGCUUACACUGAUUCCCGACGACUGGAACCUAUUACAGCAGUUAGCUGACCUUCUCGGUGCUUUCACACAUGUCACGCAUAUCAUGUCAAAGGGAGGCAUGCCGACGCUUCCAUGGGUCCUGCCGAUGUACGAUAACAUGCAAACCGCGCUGAAGGAGACCAUUGCUACUACAACUCUUCCAACGCUGUCGAAGGCUGCACAAGCUGGUCUUGCAAAGCUGGAGGAAUACUAUGCCAAGGCGAAGGAGUGCCAGUACAACGUGGUUGCUACUUGUAUGUUCGCAUAUCCUCCAGUUCUCAAUAUUCUAAUGCUCUCAACAGUGUGCCAUCCAUGUCUCCGUUCCAAGUGGUUUAAGCGGCUCGGCGCGCUGGAGAAGGUCAAGGCAGAAGCUCUAUUUGAGCAUGUCUUCCACGAGUACGAGCAGAAACAACCAAAGCGUGCAGAGGUCCAAAGGAAGGCACAACCCAAUGAACCUCACUCGUUCCUUGACCGUCUUGCUGCGAUCUCUGACGACUCAGAGGAUGAUCUUGCCAAGGCUGAUCCCAAGCUGUCUGAGAUGACACGCUGGCUACGAUUCGAGGGAGGGAAGGGUCAUUCGUAUCGCCCACUUGAUUGGUGGCGAGUGAGUUGA
Molecule: messenger RNA, 747 nt
Organism: Rhodofomes roseus
Lineage: Eukaryota; Fungi; Basidiomycota; Agaricomycetes; Polyporales; Fomitopsidaceae
Exons: 3
Coding region: 1-747 (248 amino acids)
Source: RefSeq, a predicted model, not a curated record